AUGGAAUCGAUGAUGAAAGGUCGUGGUCUUCUAUUACUACAAAAAGCGAUGGUGGCUAAUUUACAUGAACCUGAGAACAGUGGCAUGGAGUUGGAGCCUGAUCAGAACUUAACAACGCCUUCAACGAGCACCAAAGGGAUGAACGAAAUCUCAAAAACUGUGGAGUUAGAAAAAAGUCCAUUACCGAUACAAUUACCGUCGACUUACCCCCAGGUGAGACCAUCGUACUAUAUUUCACCGGUUAACAGCGAUGGUAGCGAUUUCGAUGACUCGGAUGCGGAUCCGCAUUUCAAUUUACCUGCCAAAGAGGGAACGCGCCGCCAAACUGUCACCAAUUCAAGAAAAACAUCUCGAUCCUCUAGUUCUAUUUCAAGUUCUAGUUCAAGUUUUAGCUCAUCUUCGGAUAGCUCCAGCAGCUCUUCAAGCAGUAACUCAGAAAUAGGAAAUAAUUCUGUGCCAUCUGCCGAGCUGAAUACUGCCAAUGUUUCACACAACAAUGUUGAAGCUUCCACCUCUCAACCAAAUGCUAAUCAACUUGCUGCAACUAGUGACCUUCGAAGAUGCAGGAAAAGACUACGAAAUCCUACAGCUUGGGCCUUAAAUGUUAAGAAAGCUCUGCGAAAUACUGGAAAGGCUUAUGUAAGUUCCACCAAAAAGAGAGUCCUUGAAAGAGCGGUCAAACCUCCGUGUACCGACAAAUGA
Molecule: messenger RNA, 702 nt
Organism: Spodoptera littoralis (African cotton leafworm)
Lineage: Eukaryota; Metazoa; Arthropoda; Insecta; Lepidoptera; Noctuidae
Source: the annotation of a GenBank genome assembly